Molecule: messenger RNA, 672 nt
Organism: Penicillium lagena
Lineage: Eukaryota; Fungi; Ascomycota; Eurotiomycetes; Eurotiales; Aspergillaceae
Product: flavin-linked sulfhydryl oxidase
Exons: 2
Coding region: 1-672 (223 amino acids)
Cellular component (GO): mitochondrion
Molecular function (GO): flavin-dependent sulfhydryl oxidase activity; flavin adenine dinucleotide binding
Source: RefSeq, a predicted model, not a curated record
AUGGCGGAGGUUCCUCCUGAACAGAUGGACUCUAAAUUCGGAGCACAGGCCCAUCUGUUUAACCAGCAAGCCCCCGGCGCAUCCUCCAAGGCGGCACAAGACAGAGACUUGAAGAAGCCAUUACCCAAAGGAGUGGUUCUAGACAAGGAUGGAAAGCCCUGCCGCACUUGCACCUCCGUCGCCUCAUGGCGAGCUCUAACAAAGCAAGCCAAAUCCGAUUCCUCCUCAACCUCAUCCUCCAGCAUCGCAUCCUCAGCCACAUCCGCAUCCGCAGCCUCUCUAGCCGCUGCUGCCGCCUCAACGAGCACAAGCACACCAGCAGACUGCCCACCGGACGUCGAAGAGCUCGGCCGCUCAACCUGGACCCUCCUGCACUCGAUGGCAGCCACAUACCCAGAAAAAGCAAACACGCAACAGCAACGGGACAUGCAGGGCUUCCUGAAGCUGUUUUCGCGCCUGUAUCCCUGCUGGGUGUGCGCGGAUGAUUUUCAGGCGUGGAUGGCGCAUCCGAGUGGACGCAAUGAGCCGCGGCUGGGCACUCGGGCGGAGUUUGGGUGGUGGAUGUGCGACGCGCAUAAUGAGGUUAAUCGAAAGUUGGGGAAGAAGGAGUUUGAUUGUCGGUUUUGGGAGGAGAGGUGGAGGACUGGGUGGAAGGAUGGGCGGUGCGAUUGA